AUGGAGAGAAAACUUAGGAAGUGUUCGCAGUGUGGGAGCACCGGACACAACUAUAGGACGUGUAAUAAUAUUACCACUGUCAGUGAUCGGAGUGACGUCCGAGUGAAGCUCUUCGGCGUCUAUUUGACAAACGGAGGAGAUGCUCCUGUAAAGAACAACCUUAGAUUAAACGAGGCUGCUCAUGUAAAAAAUAAAGGGAGGACGUGGAGUGAGGAAGAGCACAGACAAUUUCUAGUUGGUCUGAAGGAGCUCGGGAAAGGUGAUUGGAAAGGAAUUUCAAACAAGUUUGUGAGCACUAGGACCUCAACCCAGGUUGCUACUCAUGCACAAAAAUAUUUCCUCAGACAGGCUGCCAUUGAUAAGAAGAUCACACGCAAACCAAGCCUAUUUGAUAUGUCUCUCCAACAACCUGAACCAGUAAGUACUCAGGAAGAUUCUUUAGUUCCUACAGAAAAAAGUAUGUCUGAACCGUCAUCAGAGCCAGAGGCUACAACCCCAGAUGAUCCGAAUGUGAAUCAAUUCCCAAACGUCUGCUUGGAUAUUCCACCACUUGCUCAAAUAACGUCCCCAACAUAUGGUGCACCAAAUUACAGUGGUAUUCCAUAUACGGAGGCGGGAAUGCUUAGCAAUGUGCCCUUCAUCGCAACGGUAGACUAUGGUAGCCCAAGCUCUCGCUAUACGCAUGGAACUCAGCUAGAAUUUGCUACUAAUUACGCUCUUGUAAUAAUCCAUCCAUCUCACAUUCCUUUACCACCGUCGUCUAUCACAGUCAAGAUCAAAGGCUUCAUACGUGUCUAG
Alnus glutinosa is the source of this 798-nucleotide messenger RNA. RefSeq names its product probable transcription factor At5g61620. NCBI's taxonomy places the organism in Eukaryota, Viridiplantae, Streptophyta, Magnoliopsida, Fagales, Betulaceae. Bases 1 to 798 code for a protein of 265 amino acids. Gene Ontology annotation, biological process: response to gibberellin; response to ethylene; response to auxin. The record is from RefSeq and is a predicted model, not a curated record. The transcript is spliced from 5 exons. Gene Ontology annotation, molecular function: DNA binding.